Durusdinium trenchii is the source of this 1128-nucleotide messenger RNA. The record is from the annotation of a GenBank genome assembly. NCBI's taxonomy places the organism in Eukaryota, Dinophyceae, Suessiales, Symbiodiniaceae.
AUGGCGGAGCUCCACCCGGAGCCGCCGCCCUUGGAUCCCACGCUCCUCCGCGGGGAGCUCCAGCGGCUACGUGGCGAGUACGACUCCCUCAAGGCUGCGGCCGAGGAGGCGGCGGCCUGUCCGGGGUUGGAGGUUGCUGGAGUUGAUGUGCGUUUGCACGACCUGCGCCUGGAGCGCUUGGCCUUGAAGGCGCUCCUGGACCGCUACCGAGAACGGCCGCCGAAGGUGGACGCUGGGCUGCAACCAUCGGCGGAGUCCAUCGGCGGACUUUCAGUGCAGAGCGUGUUGAGUGGUUACCUCUCGUAUAUAGUUCACAGUGAGGAAGAGCUGGCCGAGAGGUACGAGUCCGAGAUUGAUCAGUUUCUGGGCCGGGAAGAGCUGUCCGAGGAGUUGCGACAGCUCCAGGAGGAGAAUGCCCUGUUGGCCUACCAUGCCGCCUGCGAUGACGAAGCGUCUCCAGCUCCGACCCCAUCGGCCUCCGCCCGGACGCCGCGCACCACUGUGGGCUCCGCGCAGCGCCGUUCGGCGCGGCAGGUGAAGGAGCAAGCGAAGGAGGUCCGGCAAUGUGAGGCACAGCUGAUGGCCUUGCGACGCAGGACGCGGGUCAAUGAGUGGUACUUGGUGCCUGGUUUUGAAGUUUGGUGUGUCGUCGGAUGGGAAGACGCUCAGCUGAAGACACAGCUCCAAGAAACGGGCAAGCUCCUGCAGGGCCGUGAGAGCUGCUUGAAGGAUCUCAAGGAGCGUAUUGACCAGGCCCAUGCAGACCGACGACGUCUCAGUGGGGAGCGUGUGCGAACGCAGCAGACCCUGGAGACCGAGCGACAGGAGCUGGUGCAGCUGCAUCAGGAGGCCCUCAGCUUACGGGAGGCCUGCUAUUUGCCUGCGCAGCUCAAAAAGAAGAGCAGCAUGUUGACCAAAUUCCUUGAUCAGGAAGGCGGUCGCCUUCAACUGGAGAAGCACCUCCGUGCCUCCAGCGCCGUGCAGCAGCUCUACCGCCGCGUGGGCAGCGAGGCGCCGGAGGCCACGGCGCUGGCUGGGCGAGUGAAGGCAGAUAUGGAGGCAGCCUGUCAAAAGGUACAGGACUCCGCUGGAUGGAUGUGUUGUGUUUCUGGUCGCAUAUGGUGCUGA